Nematolebias whitei (Rio pearlfish) is the source of this 3397-nucleotide messenger RNA. RefSeq names its product CCAAT enhancer binding protein zeta (gene cebpz). Bases 33 to 3128 code for a protein of 1031 amino acids. The transcript has 17 exons. Gene Ontology annotation, cellular component: nucleus. The record is from RefSeq and is a predicted model, not a curated record. NCBI's taxonomy places the organism in Eukaryota, Metazoa, Chordata, Actinopteri, Cyprinodontiformes, Rivulidae.
GGGUCACGGUUCCUCCUCACACUAGAACCAGCAUGGCAGCGAAGAGCAAGAGGCACAUACAUUCCGACCCGGUUCGGUCCGAAGAAAGGGUUUUGCAGCAGGAGGAGGAUGAGGAGGGAGGAGGUGAGGACGAGCUGAGCCUAGAGGAGGUCCUGCGGCUCGGAGGCACUCGGGCGGAUUACGUCCUCCUCGCCGGCAUCAAUGACUCUAACGAGCUCAUCGAUGGAGGCAAGAAAGGCGCCAUCGACGACCUGGAGGAGGGCGAGCUCGAAACCUUCAUCACCAAACUGGGCAUCCGGGCCUACGCCGAGCAGCAGAACAUCCCCGACGGAUCGGACGACGGCACAGCUGGAGGCCAAGUCAAGGAUCAGGAGGCUGGAGGCCAGGUCAAAGGUCAGCAGGCAGCAGCUGAGAAGGAACCAAGCAGCUCUCAGAAAAAAGACGGAAAACAGAAGAAGAAGAAGACAGAACCCGAUCUGCUUUCAUCCCAGACCAAGCCCAAGCAGAAUCAAAACCGCUUUGAGUUCCAGCCCCGACAUGUUCUACUCAUCAAACCUGGAGGGAAGUGGUAUGAGCUAGAGUAUGCCUCCGAGGGCUCAUCGGAACCACAGGAUCCUGUUCUGGUGAACCUGUACCAAACUCUGGCUCAGCAGCUGCUGGAGUCCGAGGUGGAGCUGUACAGAACCAAGAAGAACCUGCAGAAAGGAGCCAACUCGGCCUGGAUGAAGACGGUUGUGUCCUCGGGUGUACUGGCUGACAGGAUGGCGGCUCUGACAGUUCUGAUCCAGGACGCUCCGGUCCACUCGUUGGACCACGUGGAGACUCUGGUGAGCAUGGUGUCAAAGAAAGGUGGGCGCCGGACGGGUCUGAUGGCACUGGACACGCUGCGCGAGUUGCUGCUGUCCAACCUGCUGCCAGAGGACAGGAAGCUCCGCCCCUUCGCCCAGCAUCCCUUCCACCAACUAGAGGAUCGGGUCAGUGGGAACCGGGCCUCCCGGGACCGCCGCCUUGUCCUUUGGUACUUCGAGCACCGUCUGAAGCUCCUCGUGGCCCGGUUUGUAUCAGCACUGGAUGCCACGGCCCGCGACACGGUGCCGGCCGUAAAGGCGAAGGCGCUCGGCACUGCCUACGAGCUUCUGAGCGGCCGACCCGAACAAGAGCGGGCCCUGCUGGUCCAAGUGGUCAACAAGUUGGGAGACCCCGCCUAUAAGAUGGCCGCCAAGGCAUCACACCUGCUGGAGGCGCUGCUGCGGCGCCAUCCCAACAUGAAGGUGGCAGUCUGCGGAGAGGUAGAGCGCCUUGUGUUCCGACCUAACAUUGGCACCAAGGCCCGGUACUACGCAGUCUGCUUCCUGAACCAGGUGGUUCUGAGCCACGAUGAGUCAGAGCUCGCAUCCAGGCUCCUCUCACUUUAUUUCUCCUUCUUCCGGACCUGCAUCAGAAAGGGCACCGUGGAAUCCAAAAUGCUAAGUGCCCUGCUGUCUGGCGUGAACCGAGCCUACCCAUAUGCCGGUGCUGGAGACCAGAAGGUCAAGGAGGAGCUGGACUCUCUGUUCCGGGUCGUCCAUCUGACCCGGUUCAACACCGCAGUGCAGGCGCUGAUGCUGUUAUUCCAGGUUCUGGACUCGCAACAGAGUGUGUCGGAUCGCUUCUACGUGGCCCUGUACAGGAAGCUUCUGGAUCCAGGUCUGUCGGGCUCCUCCCGGCAGAACAUGUUCCUGAACCUGCUCUACAAGUCCAUGAGGUCCGACGUGGCGCCGAGGCGGGUCGGAGCCUUCAUCAAGAGGCUGCUGCAGGUCGGCGCUGAGCAGAACCCCAGCUUCACCUGCGGAGCGCUCUUCCUGGUGUCCGAGGUUCUGAAGGCUAAACCAGGCCUGAAAAAUCUACUGCAGGAAAGUGAGGUCAGAGAGGAUGAGGAGGACUUCAAAGACAUCUUGGAGGAGGAUGAUGAAGAAGACAACUUUGUGGAUGGAACUGGAGACGGGUCGGAUCCACCGAAGGUCAAACCCACAGCAUCGUGGAUUCAUCACCAGAACCUGGAAGGACAAAGUUCUGAGAAGUACGACCCGCUGCACAGGAACCCGCUGUUCUGCGGCGCCGACCACACCUCGUUAUGGGAGUUACACAGGCUCGCUCAGAACUUCCACCCAUCUGCGGCGCUGUUCGCUCAAACCCUCCUGCAGGGAGACUCUAUCCAGUACUCCGGAGACCCGCUCCAGGACUUCACCCUCAUCCGGUUCUUGGACCGCUUUGUCUUCAGGAACCCCAAACGGCUGAAAGGAAAGAGAAGCAGUGAUUCUGUGGUGAUGAGACCCAAACAGAGGUCACCUGUGAACUCGGUACCAGUCAACUGUCCUGAGUUCCUGUCCAAAGAUGAGAGUCAGAUUCCCGUUGAUGAAAUCUUUUUCCAUCGAUUCUUUAAGAAACGGCAGCAGGACAAACUGAGCCGGCGUCCAAGAAGAGACGGAGAUGAUGAGAGUGUGGAGGACGUGGACGAUGAUGAAUUUGAGAAACUUCUGGACUCGGCUGAAGGAGACUCGUAUUUUACCGACGUGGCUGAAGAUCAUCUGGACUUCGCUGGAAACGUGAAGGGUCAAAGUGGGGAGGACAACUCUGACUCGGAUGACCUGGACGAUGAGGAGGUGUCUCUGGGCAGCAUGGACGAGGAAGACUUUGGCUUGGAGCUGGAGGAGGAAGGGGGCACCUUUGUGGAUCCUGAUGAAGAUGAUGGUCCAGAGCUGGAGGAGCAGGACGAGGCGGUACCUGAGGACGAGCAGAUGGAAAGUCCUGACGUUGCUCCUCAAACCACGAAGAAGAGGAAGUCCUCGGAGCAGCGGAACUUCUCAGGACCUUCAGGGAAGAAGCCAAAGAAAGAUGCAGCGGCCAUGUUUGCUUCUGCUGAGGAGUUCGGCUCGCUGCUGGACGAGAACGUCCACUCCAGGUUCCACAGCAUCGGCCUCGAUGCCAUGGCCACCACAGACCAAGCAGGUGUGAAGCAGCUGGAGUGGGAGGCUCAGAGGGACGACUGGAUCCACGGCCGCGAUGCCAGGACCCUACGCCGGAGGAAGACCUUCUUCAGCAGGAAGAAGACCCCCGGCCCGGCCCGCAGGUCCAGGAAGAACAAGUAGUCCCUGGUGGUGGACUCCUUCAGUUGUGUUUGGCAGACCAGUCCUCGUGGUCCCUCUCCCGGAUCCCGUAGACCCCGGCCAUCUCAUUGGAGCAAUAAAAAACUGCAAGAGGAGAAGAACCUCAGCUGGACCCACAACAAGCUCCUUCUGUCACAUGAUAUGUGUCUUUGUGGAGUGUUUCAGAACCUCCUGAGUCCAGUUCAGGGUCCUGAGGCUGGACUCAACAGUCCUACUAAAUAAAUAGAGGUUUUUGAGUUGGAAAUAAAAAA